This is a messenger RNA of Bufo gargarizans (Asiatic toad), 10528 nucleotides long. RefSeq names its product vasoactive intestinal polypeptide receptor-like. The transcript has 12 exons. Gene Ontology annotation, molecular function: G protein-coupled peptide receptor activity; vasoactive intestinal polypeptide receptor activity; peptide hormone binding. Lineage: Eukaryota; Metazoa; Chordata; Amphibia; Anura; Bufonidae. Gene Ontology annotation, biological process: cell surface receptor signaling pathway; adenylate cyclase-modulating G protein-coupled receptor signaling pathway. Bases 25 to 1275 code for a protein of 416 amino acids. Gene Ontology annotation, cellular component: plasma membrane. The record is from RefSeq and is a predicted model, not a curated record.
CUUUGUGUGCCAGAAUGUGGUAUUAUGGAGAUGAUCGACCAAAAACGUAGUGAAUGCGAAAACCAUCCGGACUAUAACAACGAGACCGCAGCAUGUCCAAGAACGUGGGAUAACAUCACUUGCUGGCCAGCUGCAGCAGAAGGAGAAAUUGUGGUUCUUCCUUGCCCAGAUUACUUUACCCUUUUUGCUUCUGGAAAAGGAAACGUCUCCAAAUACUGCACAAACGAGGGCUGGUCUGAAAUGAAUCCAUCCUAUAUGGUCGCCUGUGAAUUCUUCGGUAAUGACACCAAGACAGAUCAGCAGAAGGCUUUCUACGCCUUAGUUCAGACUGGAUACACCAUUGGACACAGCGUCUCCCUCAUCUCGCUGACCGCCGCCAUGAUCAUCCUCUGCAUCUUCAGGAAGCUCCACUGCACGAGGAACUACAUUCACAUGCAUCUCUUCAUGUCAUUCAUCAUGAGGGCCAUCGCCGUGUUCAUCAAGGACAUCGUCCUCUUUGAAAGAGGAGAGUCAGAUCACUGUUCUGAGGGUUCGGUUGGAUGUAAAGCAGCCAUAGUGUUCUUCCAGUACUGCAUCAUGGCCAACUUCUUCUGGCUGCUGGUAGAGGGUCUCUACCUUCAUACACUCUUGGUCAUCUCUUUCUUCUCGGAAAGGAAGUAUUUCUGGUGGUACAUCUUGAUCGGAUGGGGAGCCCCGACUGUAUUCAUCACCGCCUGGACGUUCACCAGGAUAUAUUAUGAUAACACUGGGUGUUGGGACACGAUUGAAUCCCCGAUAUGGUGGUGGAUCAUCAGAGGUCCCAUUUUGGUCUCCAUCUCGGUCAAUUUUAUUCUUUUCAUCUGCAUCAUCAGAAUUUUGGUUCAAAAAUUACAUUCGCCCGACGUGGGAAGAAAUGAACACAGCCAGUAUACGAGGCUGGCGAAGUCCACUCUUCUGCUGAUCCCUCUCUUCGGAAUACACUACAUCGUGUUCGCCUUCUUCCCAGACACCUACAAGAUGGAGGUGAAAAUGGUCUUCGAGCUCGUUCUUGGCUCCUUCCAGGGUUUCGUGGUGGCCAUUCUGUAUUGUUUCCUAAAUGGAGAGGUUCAAGGAGAGCUAAAACGUAAAUGGCGAAGAUGGCACCUCGAGAGGUGCCCAGGAAAGGAUAUGAAAUAUCACCACCCUUCAGUGGGCAGCAACGGGACCAACUUCAGCACUCAGAUUUCCAUGUUGACCAAAUGCAGCCCGAAAACCCGAAGAUGUUCCAGCUUCCAAGCAGAAUUUUCUUUGGUCUGAUGUAUGAAGGAUCGCUCAAAUGACUUCAGUACAAAACAUUUUGCCAAAUGUUGACGUCACCUCCUUGAAGUGGAUUCGGCGGGAAGCCUGAACACAUGCACUCUUUUUGAAUUGCACUUUACGAGGUUACGUAACCUCCCUUACACUCUUCUCGACCAAGUGAAUCAUUAAUGAAACAAGACUUGGAGCCUUGGUGGCUUCAUACUGGAAUGUCUUACAACAAUUUCUUGAGUGAGUCUUAAAAAAAAAAAAAAGAGUUUUGAGAAACUGAAUUUUCCAACAAAAAAUCCGAAACAAAAAGUUCUAAAUGUAUUUAUUUAAUCUUCACGUCUGAGCGCGAAAAAAAUAUCCUCAAGAAAAGAUGUAAAUGGACAAGCGGAAUCAAGUCAGGACUGAUAAGCUAAGGAACGAUCCCACUGGGUUUUCAGGCCCAUUUUAUAUUUAAUGUAAAAAUAUAAAUAGAAAAAAAAAACAUUUUUGUAAAUCAAAUCUUGUCGAUAGACAUUUCAGAAAAUGCACAAGACGUUUUACAAAAUAUCUCUAUUUUCUUUUCUUUUUGUAAUUCUAUGUAUUUUUUUAUUUUUUUUUCCGUAUAGUUUUCUCCCGCACAUCUGACUGGAUCGCAUUCAUGGCUCCCCGGUGUCAUCAGUUGGGUUGAUCAUGGAGCUUAGUAAAAAUGUUUUGCUGUUUUUAACUUUGAGAGCUAAUUUAGUGUAUUCCUAGACAUUUUUUUUUUUUUAGAUUCUUGUUUAAUGAAAAAAAUAUGUGCCAAAAUACUCCCAGAGGAAGAUAUAAAUGUCUGCACCUGUGUUAAAGCCAAACUAAAUGUCCGAAAAGAGAAAAAAAACUUUAUUUUUUACAGAUCUUAAAAAUGAUCUAAUAAGAUAUAUAUGAGAAGCUGCACAGUUUAUCUCCAGGAUGUAGAAGGAGCCAUAUUACCCUUUAGUUCAGAUUUAUGGUGCAUUCACUGUAAUGCUUAAAGGAGCGGUACCACCUCACGUGUGAUGAAAUUUAUCGUGUUGUAGAUCUAUUUCUGGUUGGAAUGAGAGCUCCGCCAUUGCUGCGACACAUUUCCUUCAAUAGUUAUUACACGUUACAUUUUUUAAAUUGCAGUACCACCUUUCGCCACUGCUGUUUUUCAUAGACUUCAAUGCAACAGCGCCCCCAGCUUUGACUUGUUCUUUGAAAUAGAAUAGGUUCGGAAUAAAAUAUCCACCAGAAAUGGUUGGACAAACAGAGGGUUCUUGAUGCAGAACGCCGGUGAUAUAGUAAUAACCACUACCCCACUCCUCAAUUAAAACAGUUGGAAAUAUACAAAAAAUACAUCUCCAAAGGAAUAAAAACUGUCCCAAAAGAAGAGGCCAGGAAAUCUGAUAACUUCAGUACCUCAGCAGCCUGUAAAGGUCCAAACGCAUUUCUCCAAUAUUAGAGGUUUGCAUAUUACCCGAGUAUCUAAUUGAGGUUGUUUUAGCUGAAUAUCUAUGUCUAUGGACUUUUCUGAAUGGUGGUUUAAUACCUUUAUGUAUAUACUGAUACAUAUUGCAUAUUGCAGUUCCCUGAUGAACCAUAAAUAUUGGUUUUGGACCUUUAGGACCUGCCGGGACACUGAAGUUAUCAGAUAUCCUGGUCUCUCCUUUGGGGACAGUUUUUAUACAUUUGGAGAUUUCAUUUUUGUAUGUUUACAAUUGCGUUACUUGAGGAGUGGGACAGUGGUUAUUACUAUAUUAAAUCACAGUCAUAUUACAUCAAGAACCCUCUGUUGUUGGUUUGAGUGACUCACUUUGUAUUCCCUUACAUUCAUGGCCUAUGGCUUACUGUGAAUCAUUUGGCACCUAAUCGAGUACUGUACAUCAACUGAAAUUUUCCAACACUUCUCACUAAGCAACUAUAGGGUGUCCCCCCAGUGUCAGACUUAGUUCUCCACCUUUUUCAUAGGUUUCUGUAUGAUUUCUACAAUGUCCUCAGCACAAUGAGGUAUUUUUCUUACAGCUUUCUAAUGUAUGUCCAGGCACCGUAAGACUUAAAUCCUACAAGUACACUGUAGAGCCUAUGUAGUCCUUUCAGACAGUUUAUCUCCACAGAGCUUCUACAUGCACCUCCGCUCAACACUGAAAUGCUCCUCAAAUAUAUAUUUUAUUCUUUUUUCUUUGCUUUUCUCUGGCUGAUAUUGUGAUCUAGGGCUGUGUUCAGCUGCAUCUGCACUUUCCACUGCCUGCUGCGACCUAACCCCUCCUCCCUAUGGGGAAAGGAUGACAAUAGCUUCACCUACCGAUAGUAACUAAGACCUAUUAACUCCUCGUACAUUAAAUGCAUACAUCACAUAAAAGCACGAGGGCAAAUGGAAGGGAAUGACACCUGUCUGCAAAAUCAGACUACGUCGGGCUUGUUUGUAGUCUGGUUCCAUGGACGCACAUGUCCGAAUGGGAGCUGUAUACACAAAGCGGUAUGAGAUUUUUUUUAAUCAAGACUAUUUGCAGGGUUGCUUCAUUUUUAAUUUUAGAUGCCCUGAAGCAAUAAAAUCAAGGUUGCAAAAGCAAACACGCCUUUUUACGUGUUUGGAUUUCAUUUCCCAUACAUGAUUGCUCGGGUCAGUGACAUUUAGCAGGUGUGGGAUACAUUACUAUAGAGUCACCUGGAAAUCAAUUCACGAGAUUGAGAGGCCCGUAUUUGCUGACAGCUAUAGACCUUUGUAAGAUUAGAUAUGUCUAUUUGCACAUGAUUAUGGAACUGUGUGAGAUCAAUAAAAUGGUAGAGACCCCCCCCCACUUCAAACACAUAAGACACCGUGAUACACUUGUACAAACACAAUAUCCGUUAAGUGGCCAUUAAGCAAGUGAUAAAUUAGUUAGAGAACUCCAGCUAAACCAGAAACUGACUUUUUCCACAAUGUACAGUACAUAGGUGCUCCAGACCGGUGCACUCUUAGGCUUUGUGUUACUGUAUGGUGUCUAUGAUGUAUCAACUCGUCUCUGUUUUCUACACAACCCAUUUUUGCAUGUGUGUGAGACUGCUCCUCCUCCUCCUUUAAAGGCAUACCCCCCAACCCUGUUUUUUUUAUUUUUUUUUGCAGGAAUGACCUGUUCUGGAAAAUAUGCCCAAAGUGGGUGUUUCUGGGGGGGUUUUGUGAACAUUCCCAGGCAGAUUGGGAGUGGCAAUCUGUUAAACUCCAUCUUCAAAGGGAUUGUCUGAUCACAGACCACCUGUUAGACCCCAUCUUUAAAGGGAUUGUCUGAUCACAGACCACCUGUUAGACCCCAUCUUUAAAGGGAUUGUCUGAUCACAGACCACUUGUUAGACCCCACAUUGAUCUUUAAAGGGGUUGUCUGAUCACAGACCACCUGUUAGACCCCACCUCAAUCUUUAAAGGGGUUUUCUGAUCACAGACUACUUGGUAGACCCCCCUCCCCAGAUCACAGACUACCUGUUGGACCCCCAUCUUUAAAGGGAUUUUCUGAUCACAGACCACCUGUUAGACCCCAUCUUUAAAGGGAUUGUCUGAUCACAGACCACCUGUUAGACCCCAUCUUUAAAGGGAUUGUCUGAUCACAGACCACCUGUUAGACCCCAUCUUUAAAGGGAUUGUCUGAUCACAGACCACCUGUUAGACCCCACAUUGAUCUUUAAAGGGGUUGUCUGAUCACAGACCACCUGUUAGUCCCCACCUCAAUCUUUAAAGGGGUUGUCUGAUCACAGACUACUUGGUAGACCCCCCUUCCCAGAUCACAGACUACCUGUUGGACCCCCAUCUUUAAAGGGAUUGUCUGAUCACAGACCACCUGUUAGACCCCAUCUUUAAAGGGGUUGUCUGAUCACAGACCACCUGUUAGACCCCACCUCAAUCUUUAAAGGGGGUUUCUGAUCACAGACUACUUGGUAGACCCCCCUCCCCAGAUCACAGACUAUCUGUUGGACCCCCAUCUUUAAAGGGAUUGUCUGAUCACAGACCACCUGUUAGACCCCAUCUUUAAAGGGAUUGUCUGAUCACAGACCACCUGUUAGACCCCAUCUUUAAAGGGAUUGUCUGAUCACAGACCACCUGUUAGACCCCAUCUUUAAAGGGAUUGUCUGAUCACAGACCACUUGUUAGACCCCACAUUGAUCUUUAAAGGGGUUGUCUGAUCACAGACCACCUGUUAGUCCCCACCUCAAUCUUUAAAGGGGUUGUCUGAUCACAGACUACUUGGUAGACCCCCCUUCCCAGAUCACAGACUACCUGUUGGACCCCCAUCUUUAAAGGGAUUGUCUGAUCACAGACCACCUGUUAGACCCCAUCUUUAAAAGGAUUGUCUGAUCACAGACCACCUGUUAGACCCCACAUUGAUCUUUAAAGGGGUUGUCUCAUCACAGACUACCUUUUAGACCUCACCUCGAUUUUUAAAAGGGUUGUCUGAUCACAGACUACUCGGUAGACCCCCCUCCCCUUUUUUAAAUGGCUGUCUGACCAUAGACAACUGCAUCAAUGGAAGUUUAAUAUGACGUAUGGGCCAACAGCGUAAAGUGCUCUCCUCUGGUACAUAGCGGGGCAGGUCCCGUGUGGGGAGUCCCCCUUUAUAUUGUCCAUAUACCUUAAUGGGUCAAAUGAACAGGUUGACAACCCCUAUAACUCCUGUUUUCCUACACAGAUGUCAGGUGACAAGUCCACAAAGUUACCUGACAACUAAGCUCCGCCCAGUUUGUAGAAAAGUGGAAGUCAGAAAAAAUGCAUCAUGGGAGACUAAAAACGAGGUCUACUCUUCAUUGUACAAUUAUUAGCAUGAUUACCAUCAAUCUCCUAUAAGGGGGAGUCGUCUGUGUUGAAAUGUGUCCCAGUUUGUGAUGACUGGAGUUCCCCUUUAAAUCCAUCACCUUAUAGGCUCUUAUUUUCAGGAAUUAUACAGAAGCUUCUCGACUAUCAAUGACAUUUUUCUCGCAAAAGAUGACUCGGUGCUAGAAUUUAUUUCUUAUUAUAAAGCAGCGGGGAUUUUAGAAGAGGUUUAAUAUUUCAUUUCUACAGGGACUGAGCAGAAUUUUAAAUAUCUGCCAAAAGUAACCUAAAUAGUCUGACUGAUGGAGGGUGCGCUUCUGAGCUCGCCGAUAAGGGGAUUUUGCAUUUUAAAUGAUGUAACCUUUAUUGAUAUGGGGACAGCAUUGAGAAAAUUGCAGAUUGAUUGAGUUUGCAGACUAUUUUUAUUCCACUGGAGUGGAAAGAAAAAAAAUUGGAGCUCAAGUGGAUGAAAGCGCUGUAUACCGAUGUAGCAGAGCUGAGGAGUUAUACAGAACUAAAGGUAAACGCACAAAAUAAUUCAAUGACAAGGUCGGCUCAGCUAUAUCAGUAUAUGUGGCCAGUGUAGGACUUCCGCUUAGGGGGGCUCACAGUCAUUCUUGUAAUAGUAGACUAGGGAUGGCCAACCUGAGGCUCUCCAGCUGUUGCAAAACUACAACUCCCAGCAUGCCCAGACUAACUACAGCUAUCAGCCUACAGCAGGGCAUGGUGGGAGUUGUAGUAUUACAACAGCUGGAGAGCCGCAGGUUGGCCAUCCCUGUACUAGACACUUCCAUUUAUAAGUUGCAGUACCACAUUUCACCACCAUACUUUUCAUAGAUACCAAUGAAACAGCGCUCCCAGCUCAGAUCAAAAUGAUUCCUAAAUAGCGCAACUUAUAUUUGAAAUGGAAUAAAGUAAUCCCCAGAAAUAGUCAAACCAUGGUAUUAAUCACUAAAAAGAGAUGCACAAUAUAUAUGUUAUUCCAAAAAACCUCCUUAAGGAUUAGUCCCUUUGGUGAUGAGGAGAUUAAAUCCCAUAUACCCAAAUUUGCAUGCAAUGGUAUAACUGGUUCGCACAAGUCCCAGCUUAUCUGUACUGACCACCUCCAGGCCAUAUAAAAUAUCCCAGUAGUUACAGAAAUCUUCAAGGUUAAAGAGUUUACAUUCAUGUGCUUUAAUUGUAGAGGAAGAACAAAAAAGAGGGGAUUUCAGAUCACAGGGACCCCCAAUCCGGUGCUGAUUCUACUUUGACACCACCAAUACUCCUAAAUAUAACCCUACGACCUAUGAACACCCUCACCAUCCCCUCCUUUCAUUUCUUAAGAUGCACAUAUUGUCAUAGAGGAAGGAGGGAGACUGGGUGUCAAACAGAUUCCCCAAGUACCAAUUUUAGAAUUGUGAAUGUACUUUGUUGAGUUGGAACUUGAUCCCUGACCGCUUGCCUUUCACACCCCCUGGCAUGAUUGUACCACUCGGAUAUAGUGGGAUGUUUCAGACAGUAGACCAUUUGGUGGGUCCAUUUCAUUGCUAGUGUUUUACCUGUGACUUGGCAUGAGAUACAGUGGGGUAACAAAUAUACAAUAAUAGUAAAUGAUGCAGAGAAAACACAAAUUAAGGCGAUUGGAAUAGAAGAAUUUAAGAAAAGUAGGGCUAAAAUCUUGGGGGACCGCCAUGGGUCUAUCAACAUCCCCACUGUUAAAAUCCCAUAGAAGUAUAUUAGAACAGUUACCCCUAAUUCUAUGAAUAUAUAUAUUUUGUGGAGACUGUGCUGAUAAGUCAGUUAUAGUCCUAUAAAUAUAGUGUAUGGUAUAUGAUAGAGGUAUUAUUUUAUAUUUUAUUACAGCAAAGGAAAAUUAUAAAUCUGUAUAUAACAUAUAUGUAUUUUUUAAAAUCUUGUUUAUAAAAUAAUAUGAAUAAAUCAAAUUCUAUGUCCUUCACACAAUAGGGAGCAAAUAUUAAUUAUGCUGCCUGUUUUGAGACACACAGUGUCACUACAAGUCCCAGCCCUGGUCCUUAAAGUGGUCCUUUUAUUGAAACGCAGCAAUUUUUGGGGCUGAACCAGUAGAAAUGAGUCUCUUUCACCUUUCUAACACAGGUAUAGCAGGCUGUAUAUGGUGACUGUUUGAUUGGAUGGCAUCUGCUAACCUACACAUUUUAAGGGGUUGUCCAAGAUUAGAAAAAUAAGGCAGAUUUAUUCUAAAAACUGCCCCACGAUUGUCCAUGGGCUGUGCCUGGUAUUGCAGCUUAGCCCCCUUGAAGUGAAUAGGACUGAGCUGCAAUACCACACAAAUAACCUGUGGACAUGUGUGAUGCCAUCUAUUAUUAGCCAUACACAACCCCUUUAAGGGAAUGAGACAUUUGGUAGCAUGUAUACAUGACUCAUGAUCAGGUCACAAAAAUGGCUGAAUCUGCAAUGUGUAAAUGAUGGGCCCUCUCAAUGCACCCCCUGCACUAGACGGCAUUAAAAGCAAUUACCUCAUUGACUCGUCCUACCUCUUAAGAAAUAUUUAAGAAGCUUUUAUUAGUCUUUUGCAGAGGACCAAGUUCUACGCGUAGAGUUAUUUUUUGAUUCUAAAUAUUUAGCCCUUCCUAAGAUUUACAGAAUAGUCACUGCACCCAGGGAUGUUCACAUAGCUAAAUGAAGAUGUGACCACACCAGCAGCUGCCCCGAGACCUUCUCUGCCCGUGGACCUCCCACUUUACGCUUUCAUCACAAAGUAAAUAGUAAUAAAGGAUACAGUAGGUUCAAUGGAUCAGAAAACUGAUCCCAAAAAAACAACACCCUAAGGAAUGUGAACUUAAAUUAGAUUAAUUUUUUGUUUUUUAAAUAACACUGCAACAUUGUUGCAGAAAUUUAAACCAUAACCACUCCCCCUGACAUUGCAACAGUGUUGCCAAAAUGUAAACAGAACGUGAAAAUGUCUCCUAACAUUAAAAAAAGCCUAAAUUUAAAAGGGGUUGUCCCAUGAGAGACCAUAUUUCUUUUUUACAUUUAUGAUCAUAGCGAUAAAAGUAAUUUGAUGGGAACAGAGCUGGAUUAUAGGGGGGGAUACAUGAGCUGUUUUAGGGCUUCCGCCACCCACCUUUCCAGCCCAAAUUGGAUUGGACGAAAUGGUUUUCUAGUAGAGGCAGAUCAGGGGUUAAUUUUAGCCUGUGGUCCAUCAGGUGGCCUCUGUCCAUUAUAAAGCCUGCCUAUGUGGAGCCACAGACAGCCUGGGUGGUUUGGAUGGCCACCCUUCCUAUAUGUGGCCGUCAGCUGAGGUCUGAUUCUUGGAGACUGAAUGGGUCCCCCAUCAAUUUUUUUUAUUUAAUUUUUUUAACCAAGGGACCCAAACUAUAGCCAUGAACAUGUAGACCCCUAGCUUCUCACAGCUCAUCACUCCUAUUCAUCUCUAAGGAGAGGUCAUGGGACAACCCCUUUAAGUCCUUGAGUUGUCCCUUUCAGCUUAAAUGAGGGUUGUUACCAGUGGGGGGUGUAUAAUUUAAGGACCAUAUGUCAUGGCCCCGUUUUUGGAGUCUUUGAUUGUAUAUGCUAAUGAGACCCCAGUGCACUCGGUGGCGGGCCUAGGUGUACUGCACAUGCACCAAUUAGUGAUUCCCUGGUGCGUGCCCAGAAUUAAAGGGCCAGGCAGGAAGACAGUGAGGGUGCCUGGUCCUAUCACUCAUGGGUUGGGCAGUGGCUAACGGGAGAAGGUGGAGGAGCUUUAGUGCUCCAAGGGGCGCAUGCGCCAACUGAAGAUUGACCAGCGCACGUGUGGGAUUACUGGGCCAGGCAGGAAGACAGUCAGAAUGCCUGACCCUGUCACUCAAAGGGGGGGGGGAGCGGAGGAGCUGCGGUGCUCCAAGCAGCUAGGCCAGCCCCUUGGUGCACUGAAGUUUAUUAGCCUAUAGAACCAAAGACUAAUUUCUCCGAAACGGGGCCACCAAUCGAAUGACUGUUUCAUUUAGCAGGCAGUAGGUGAUCUUCCUGACAGAUGCUCUUAGGAAUUCAGGAAAAGUCUGACGCAUUCACUGUGGUUUUCCUACAUGCCUUUUUUUUGCCACUGUUUUUGAAGAUUUUACAUCAGAAUUUUUUCUGAAAUUUUUACCAAAAAUGCUUCAAAAACAGCAGCAAACCAUAAGCAGCAGGGGAUGAGACAUCUGCGCGAGAAUGUACAGCGCGACAAGGGGCAAAGAUGCAGGGAAGAGAAAUUGAAGGGAACGAUGUGAAGGAAACUUUAUGAUCAAUUUGAGAAUGUGAAUUUUUUUUAUUCCGCUUUAUGUCAAUGUUUUUGGCCGCUCGGCCCCUGCAGGCUCUGCGCAUUAUCUGGUAUAUACGGCUCUGGAGUAUAACGGCACAGGCAAUGAAUGUACGUUUUCAUACAAUGUGAAGUGUAAAUACAGUACAGAAAAUGUCGCUUUAUUCCCUAUACUUUACCUUUUAAGGAAUUGUUUUUGUUAUUUUCGUAACUUUUUGCAUAUUAUUAAAGGAGAAGGCCUGAAAUAUCUAGAAUAAAGUGGUUUGAAAAUG